CCUAGUAGUCCAGUUACCUUGAUUAAUUGAACAUGAGUUGUAUCCAUGAACCAACGUUGAGUACCUACCCAUGUACCUACUUACUUUGCCAACUGUUUUUGGCAACUGGAAGCGAUAUCGGACGUGCCCAGCUAGGUGGAUAUAUGCAUAUGCAAGGGUCAUGAGAGAUUUCGAGAUUCGCGAUUCGCAGUUACCAAUGACGAUCUGGAACUAAUUAAGUUUCUAACCUGCAUCACAUGUAUGUCGCUCUCAUACAUACCGUACUUACAUACAUACCGGUAGUACUUAAGUAGUGGGCAGGUACAAAGUCGCACCAAAGCUGGCAUUGCCCAGUAAACCUCGUGAAUGUUGCAUAGGCACCUACCUAUUCAGCGUAUGCAUGAGCUCUCCCAUCAAUCUGCAAAUCGCCAAUCAACUUCGAGUUCGUCAUGGCGAUGCCAAGGCUAUUAUACGGCACGGCGUGGAAGAAAGAAGCCACGGGCGACCUCGUCUUCAAGGCAUUGAAAGCUGGGUUCCGGGGCGUCGACACGGCCGCUCAACCCCGUCACUACAAUGAAGCCCUUGUGGCCGCUGGCAUUAGAGAGGCCAUAUCCAAGGGCAUCGUGAAACGAGAAGAUCUUUUCAUUCAGACCAAAUUCACUCCCGUCAGCGGGCAGGAUCCCCACAAUAUGCCCUAUGAUCCCAAGGCGCCCCUGGAGGAGCAAGUGCAUGCCUCCGUGGCCUCGUCACUUGCGAAUUUCACAUUCGAAGACUCGGUCAGCGCGUACAUUGACAGCCUUGUACUGCAUUCGCCGCCGUCUCGGGAAUUCUCAGACCUGGUAACGGUCUGGAAGACGCUGGAGACAUACGUGCCACACCGCAUCAAGCAGCUCGGGAUAUCCAAUACGGACCUCGCUGUCGUCCAUGGGCUUUGCACGAGCCCCGACGUGAGCGUGCGUCCGGCGGUGGUGCAGAAUAGAUUCUACCCCGCCACGCGGUGGGAAGUUGAUCUGCGAGCGUACUGUCGCGCCCACCGCAUCGCGUUCCAGACCUUCUGGACCUUGAGUGGGAACCCUGAACUGCUGCAUAGCGCACCGGUACGUAGACUAGCCGAGAGUGCCACCAUCAGCGCACCGGUCGCCCUGUACGCCCUCGUGCUAGGUCUGGAGGGAACCACUGUGCUAGAUGGCACUACGAGCGAGGAACAUAUGGCCGAGGACCUGGAAGUGAGUCAGAUACUGGAUGGUUUCGCGCAGACCGAGGGAAGUCGGGAUGUCUGGGUGGCGUGUCUCAAUGAAUUCAAGGCCGUCAUUAGAGAAUCGUAGUAGUUGCCUAUAUUUGUUGCGAAUGAGUCGUGGUGAGAUCCAGAUCGCACAAAUAAGUAGACGACCUAUAGUUGAAGAAUUGCUUUAUCAGGGUCUAUUGUAGUGUGAUGUGGUUGAUAACCUCAUGUAUCUUAACUCACUGCCUACCCUACCUAAGUACUUUACCUGGGUACUAAUUAUACUAACUACUCGAGUUUUGACUCUUCUUCGAGUUAUUGAAAUGACAACUUACUACAAUUUCUUCUCUUUCAUCUCAUCUUUACCCUUCUCUCAUUAUUCCUUCACGUCA
Molecule: messenger RNA, 1593 nt
Organism: Xylaria bambusicola
Lineage: Eukaryota; Fungi; Ascomycota; Sordariomycetes; Xylariales; Xylariaceae
Product: NADP-dependent oxidoreductase domain-containing protein
Exons: 3
Coding region: 429-1304 (291 amino acids)
Cellular component (GO): cytosol
Molecular function (GO): aldose reductase (NADPH) activity
Source: RefSeq, a predicted model, not a curated record